AUGCGUCCAGUCCCUUUGGGCCUCAGCUUGGCCGGCUUCGCCUCGGCUGGGCCGGCGGCUCCCAGCUCCAACCAUCCAGCCUUCGAUCCAGGAGAGCGGAAGGUGAACAAAGAGCACAUUGGAGAUGGGUUGACUUUGGCAGAUGACCCAGAGUUCGCGAAGAAGCCCGACUCUGCAACGGCUCUGCUGGAUCCCGGUUGCGAAGAAGCAGCCGGUUGGGCGGAGUAUCGGUUGGAGUUGAUGGCGCUGGCCUCCAUUGACUGGCAGGAUGCAGCUGCUUUAGCCUUUGACUGGAUGAAUGCACGUGACAUGAUGAAGACCAAAAUCAUGGACGAAGAAGCGAAGCACUGUCUGCCCGGCGUCAUCACGUCCAUCUACAUGUUGGCGCGGUGGUCGCUGGAGGUCGACGGAAGCUGGGAGUCGGCCGUCUACCUCGCCCGCACCCUGAGUGGCUACGCGUCCAGCAUGCACCCUGAGAAGUUCGAUCAAAUCACUUCCAGUGGCCAGAGGUGGCCAAUCACGGUGGGAGACCUUGAUGCAAUGCGGUGGACCUUGGCCCGACAGUCUGCCAACAGGACCACCAGCUCCUGGAAAAACCGGGCAGGCGAGAGUUACGUGGGGAACGCCUUUGGCCUCAUGGGCACCGAUGAGAUCGAGCCCGGCAUUGCCCUGCGGGAGUCCAUGAAGGUCUACGUCUAUGACGUGGAGGAGUAUCCCGAAUUGACCGUGCUGGCGAGGGGAGCUGCUUUCUGUCGUGAGAACCAAUGGGGCUUCGAGGUCUCCUUACACGAGUUCUUUCUGGCCUGCCCCUGUCGCACCGACGACCCUGCCAAGGCCGACUUCUUCUUUGUACCCCACUACACCGCUUGCCACCUUAACGUCGAAAGCUUCACGGAGGAAGAGUCGGAGCGUCUCUUCAUCAGCUUGCUGCAGAAGCUGCCACACUUCCAACGUUCACAGGGACGAGAUCAUGUCUUCACCUGGGGAGGAGGCUUUGGAGUUGAUGGGCCGUUCCGCUCGUGGCGUCGCUAUAUCGAAGAUUCCAUCUUCCUGAUGACGGAGACAGAGCUUUGGAAUCCUUACCACGACAUCACAACUCCAUCCUUCACCCCGUGGAAGGACAUUUUGAUCCCCGGACGGAUCUCGCUGUCCGAGGUGCGUUGGUCGCUGUCCGUGCGCGAUGCGCCGCGGCCCUACCUGGCAGACUUCGUCGGGUGGAACCGACCCUUGCACUCUGCACAGGGCGGUUUGGCAGCCAGUUCUCCAAGGGAUGAAUUGCUACGAAUGGCCAAUGAGCCAGAUUUACACAUCCGCCAAGAUGUGCCCUACAUGGAGGCGGCGCGCGGCGCGUUGUCCUCGAAGUUUUGCUUCGUGCCACGGGGGAAGUCCGCGUGGUCCUCCAGGUAUUUCAGGGUCCUCUUUGCGGACUGCCUUCCGGUGCUUCUGAAUGACUUCUACGAGCCGCCCUAUGGGGAGAUCUUCGAUUCUUCUGGCUUCGUGGUGCGUUGGCCCAUGCAGCAUGUGGGCCCAAAGUUACUGGAGGUUCUGAGGGCGAUACCCCAGAAGGCCUACGAAGGGAUGAAAGAAAAAGCUCGCAGCAACAGAUGUUGGUAUGUGUGGAUACCUUCAGUGAUGGACCAUGACCACGUGGACAUUCAGAAGGGAAAGCUGGAUGAAGUGUGUCCCUCCUGGAAGUCCCAGAACGCUUUCCUGGCGCUCAUGAGGCUCCUGCGAGGGCGGCUUCGAGCCUCCCAUUGGCCAUCGCUUGGCAAAGCUUUCCAUGUGCCCAAUGAGGCCGGGGAAGCUGAAGCAAUUGGUCCUGAGGUUUGGGCCACCUGA
Cladocopium goreaui is the source of this 1839-nucleotide messenger RNA. The record is from the annotation of a GenBank genome assembly. NCBI's taxonomy places the organism in Eukaryota, Dinophyceae, Suessiales, Symbiodiniaceae.